GUUGUCAUCAGUGGUUUUAAGCCCGGGCAAUUAACACACUACUUUUAUUUGCCUUUGAUGACAUCACCCUGUACUUGCGGUGACAUUGAUGUGAUUGUUUCGACACUAAAGAAUGGAAGCCCUGAACUUCUAUAAUGCCCGCACAUUCGUAUUAUUUUACACAAAUGUUUUGGCGACUGAUGAGAUUAUUGCCACUUCAAAGUUAUCCUUUCGAUGCAUGCACCAUGAAACAACGACAUGGAUGAUGACAGGCUUCAACUUUUAGAAGCUCGCACUUCUGAUGACCACAUAAAAAACGGAGACAUCACCCCCUUUGCGAAAGACAGUGUUGGGUCGACACUAAAAAGGAAGGCGAACAGUAAUGGCGCUCAAGCCACACAGAGGUGUCGUGACAUGAUUCUACAUACCAGUCAACCUCAAGAGGUAGCGGGUGAUUCCGUUCCUGUGACAGAAACCACAUGGAAGGUCGACACCAAACCACAGAGCCUCCCCAAAAAGCAGAGGUGGCACAGACUUCACAUGUCUGCCAAUGCUGAACCAGCAAGAGGCACAAGGAGAAGGUCGAACAGAAAAAUCCUCACAAGCAAGCAGAGAGGCGAACAACCUGAUGGGUCUGGGAAGGGUAUACCGACCAAGACAUCCACUAGAAAGUCCACCACGAGAUCAGGGACUCUUCUAAACCAGUCUGAUGGCUCCAAGAAGGCUAAGGAGAUGAGGGGAAUGUUUAAUAGUGAACCAGAUUCUGGUAAAAAGAAGCCGAGUAGCAAACGCUUGAAGACAGGUAAAAGGACCAAAAGAAAGUCCACCAAAGAAACAGAGACACACACAAUGAAGCAGAGAAGAAAACCAACCCAGGGAACAGUAAAGGCUGCGCAAACUAAAGGGACCAGAAGAAAGUCCAGCAAAAAAACUGAGACCCCCACAAAGAAACUGAGGGCUAAAAGAAUCGGGGAGUGUUCUGCACCUUGUAAAAGGAACAGGAGAAAGUCGAGCAUAAAACCAGAGACUCUUCCGACUCUUCAGAAGCAGAAGGAUAAUCACCCCGACGGUUCGAAGAAGGCUGUGCUACUGACAAGGACAAAGAGAAAAGCCAAUACAGAACUCGGGGCUCUUGGAAAAAAACCAAGAAAGCCAAGUGAAGGACGAGUGAAUACCACCUCACCUAAAUCCACCAAGCAAAAGUGUCCCACAAAACCGGAGACUCUCAUGAAGAAAACUGAAUCGACUACGUUGUCGAAAGAGGAUGUGCUGGUUCAAAGGACAAAAAAAAGGUCGGGCAAAACGAGACACACCCUCGCAAAAAAAUGCAGAGGCCAAACAAGUGAGGGAUCUGCGAAAACCGUAGCAGGCAAGGACAGCCAUCAACAGUGUAACUCAAAGCUAGAGACACUCUCACAGAAGGUGAGUGAAAUACCCACUGAGCUGUCUGUGGUCUUUUUUGGGGAGACCAAGAAAGAGGCCAGUACGGAGCGGAUGACAGGGAUGAAGAGGAGCAGUGAAAACCCACCCAGGUUCAAAGGCUCAUCAACCUCCCAACAGGCUGCAAUCAAUCGAGCCUUGUUUGCAGAGAAAUAUCAGCAAGUUAAUAAGCUUGGUGAAGGAGGCUUUGGAUCGGUUUAUGCCGGUUACAGGAAAAGUGAUUGUUUUCCGGUGGCGAUUAAAUAUAUACCGAAAGAGGUCAAAAGUGUCCCAUUGAACAUCAAUGGAUUGAAGAAGGACAUCCCCAUCGAGGCAUUGCUCAUGCUACAAGCAUCAAUCAAAAAAAACUCGGACGGCAAGUCUGCAGUCGUGUCGUUGUUGAACAAAUAUGAUCUGGAGCACGAGAUUGUACUGGUCAUGGAGAGGCCAGUCCCGUCUGUGGACCUGUUUACUUACAUUACCAGAUGUAGGAUUGGCGCCCUGCCCGAGUGUGAGGCAAAGAACAUCAUGAAGCAGCUGGUCGUGGCAGCUAUCAACAUGCAUGCUGUGGAUGUUUUCCAUCGAGAUUUGAAGCAAGAAAAUAUUCUUUUGGAGGCCACAUCUGGUGUCCCUCGUGUGCGAAUCAUUGAUUUUGGUUGUAGCUGUUUUGCAAGCAACGAGCCUUAUCGGGACUACAACGGCACCUUGUGUUAUGCUCCUCCAGAGUAUGUUCUAAGACGAACGUACAGCGCCGGUCCGACCACUGUGUGGCAUCUGGGCGCGCUUCUUUUUGAGUUAAUGGCUGGAACUAAGCGGUUUGAUACAGUCAUGUUCCUCUCCCAGAUGCUAAGACUGAAUCGGGUUCUAUCGGAAGAAUGCGAAGAUUUCUUGUGGAAAUGCUUGACUUUGGAUCCGGAGAAGCGGGCCACACUGGAGCAGAUGCAGCAGCACCCGUGGCUCAUAUGAUCCGAUACAACACGCGGCACAGUUUUCCUAUUUCCCGGUAGCACUGGGAAAAAAAAAAAAAUCAAAGUUGAUGAGAUGGAAAAGCUGUCCAUCACCAUCAGAACAAAAUGCUGACGAUGUUCACCAACACUUGAACAAAAAUUUGAACUAUCAACUGAUAAAAACUUCCGCGAUGAAGAAAUCCAAGCUUAUCUCUUUGGUCACAAUGGCUAACAAGUUCGAUCACGGGUGUAGCCGGUUGAAGCUGAGUAAAAUGAAUCUACAAGUGUCCACACUUAUCCGACUGAGCGGCAAAGUCUUGCCAGAGUUAGCGAGCAUGGUGAAUGUUUUUUUGUGAAAGAUUCCAAAUACGUUUGCCGGACAUUUUUUUUUGUUGGCACCAUGGAAACGUUCUCAAAAUGUCUUUGCUAGAAGACAAAUGAUUUCAAUCGGUCCGGCAAACAUCUUUACAAUCGCUAACGAACCCUGACGGAAAUCCCAGCAACUCGACCAAGUCCAAGCACUCCAAAACCAUCUGCCGUGAAAGCCAGUAUUUAUUUUACUGAGCGGCAAAGUCUACCCCAGUAACCCAAUCGUAGGUCUGUCUGUUUUUGUUUUGUUUUAAUCUGAGCGUUGGUACACAAUAUCAUGCUGAUGUCAGGAUUAGAUCCAGUGAUGCAACAAAUUUAUCACACACUUCCCCACAUUAUUUGUGACAUAUGUAGGCUAGUCAUGACAAGCAUAUUGCAUGCCUGCACAGCAUGCACAUUUUCAUGCACGACACGGUCGAAUUGUCCUCAGACUUGCUGUCAAAGUGUGUGGGUGCGGGGAGGGGGGGGGUCGCCUUCCACCGCCACUCCACCCACAGCCACCGCUGCCUCGGAGCGUUGGACAUGAAUUGAACCCCUGAAGGUGGAUAUUCA
Molecule: messenger RNA, 3266 nt
Organism: Hippocampus zosterae (dwarf seahorse)
Lineage: Eukaryota; Metazoa; Chordata; Actinopteri; Syngnathiformes; Syngnathidae
Exons: 8
Coding region: 238-2364 (708 amino acids)
Biological process (GO): regulation of mitotic cell cycle; negative regulation of apoptotic process; protein autophosphorylation
Cellular component (GO): cytoplasm
Molecular function (GO): ATP binding; protein serine/threonine kinase activity
Source: RefSeq, a predicted model, not a curated record